GUGUGUGUGCGUGUGUUCAUCCCACAGGACCGCCUAAGAACCGGUCGGACGACGUUUUGACUCAAGUCACCUGAGUGAAGGGCUGAAUGGAGAACUAGCUUUGCCGAAGCGAGACGGAGGGAGAGCUAAAGUGAAAGAGAAGGAGGGAGAGGAAACGAAAUUGCAGCAGCUCCGGGUACCAAGUCCACGCGGGGGGACAGCUCCGUGUCCGCGGCCGACAGCAGCUCCUCUUUUCUCCGCAGCUCUCACGCCUUUGUCGGACUUUCAAGCACCUGCUAAACUUUGUGUGUGUGUGUGUGUGUGUGUGUGUGGAUGAAAACACAGGCUGGUGGACUGUAGACCGCCGUGGUGACAGUUUGGUGUCCCACUUCGGAGGCGGGCUGUCCCGGGACAGACAGACAGAAACACACAUCUGUAAUAACAGCGACACACACACGCAGAACAAUCCCCCAGGGAGGAGGACUGUGCGCUUCACCAUGCCUGUGCGACAGAAAGAUGCGCAGCGGGCCCUGGAGCUUCUGCAGCAGUACCGGACCAAACUUGACCAGAGACAGCAGAACCAGGGCCGGGCCAAACAGGGCCUAGUGGAGGAGGACAGCCAGCUGCAGCAGUCUCUGGACAGAGUCAUCAAUGUCUUUCAGAGUCAGCUCUUCAGCGCUCUGCUUGACAUUCAGGAGUACUACGAAUUGACCAUCCUUCAAGACAGCAAGGGCUCUGUGGUACAGACCGACAGUCCAUGGACCCUCCCUGCUUCCUGUAACCUGCCAUCAGAGCCUUCAGCUGAGCCACAGGCAUUAUCUGGUCCCCUGAGCCAUCACGCUUCUGGAGGACCAUCCCAGCCAAAACCACUGACCCACAGACCCAAGUCAAUCAAGUCCCCUGCCCCUCCAAUCCCUUCUGGAACACCCACAACAAAGCCAUCUUCCCCUACAACACCGUCCAUUACACCUCCAUCACAGCCUGCCAAGGUCAAGUACCGUGCUCCUCUCCCUCCAGUCCAGCCUGGAGCCUCCAAAUCAUUGGCAUCAGAUACUCCCAAGCCAUCUUCUCCCUCUGCUGCCACAGUGGCAGUGAAUGGUGCAGAAAAUCCCAAUGGCUCCACAAAACCACCUCCUGAAGUAUCACUGAAUGGGAUAAAGCCACAACUUACUGCCACCAACUCUCUUUCUUCAGAAAGUUCCACCACCUCUGCCGGUCCACAGAAAAGCUCAGUCUCUCCAGACCUCAACCUGGUGACUGUGUCUGCCCUCGUAUCCAGCACCAUCCAAGGCUUUGUGUCACCAACCACCCCAGACAAAUUAACACCCACCAGCUCAGGUCUUAACAGAGUCACAGAUGAUACCACAGUCUCUACAGCUCAUGCAAACAGCAAGGACCCAGGUGUGCGCAGAGUAACUCCUAGCAUGAGUCCAACGAGCCCAAACCAUGGAAAAUUUACCUUCAGCAGUCGUAGCCCCACAUUUCCUCAAGGAGCUUUGACUAAAGGGGCUCAUCUGAGUCCAACCAGCCCCGGGCCAGAAACAGUCACUAGCCCCAGCCAUGGUCCAGUCAGCCCCAGGUCAGCUAUCGGCCCACUGACCCCCAACAAGAAGUAUCGGUAUCAAGAAGAGGAAGGGGCAUCACCAGGUGCCCCAAAACUCCACCAACACCCUUGCCAUCAGCACUCAAUGGGAUUCAGAGAACUGAGGGACGGAGGGACCCUGGGGAGGGAUGGAGGGACCCUGGGGAGGGACGGAGGGACCCUGGGGAGGGACGGAGGGACCCUGGGGAGGGACGGAGGGACCCUGGGGAGGGACGGAGGGACCCUGGGGAGGGAAGUUGGGACCCUGGGGAGGGAUGGAGGGACCCUAGGGAGGGAUGGAGGGACCCUAGGGAGGGACGGAGGGACCCGAGGGAGGGAGGGGGGGACCUGGAGGAGAGACAGAGAGGGCGCCGGGCCCAUGGAGAGAGAAAGGGAGCGAUCACUGGGGAGGGACGGAUCUCUCCGUCGACACGGUGACCUGCGGGGUGCGGCGCUGGUUCAGGUGGCGGAGCGACAGCUGUCUCAGAUUCAACACGUUCACGGAUACGUCACUCACGCGCACAUCACACCUGCUCAGGUAGAAUCACCUGAGGUCCCCUUUGAUGACGAGGCAUGGCCUCACCCAGAGGAAGAGAGGCUGAGUGAAGUCCCAGCCCCGCCUUUCUCCUCCCUCUAUUCACACAGCCACAGCUACUACCAGGCCAACCCCCCUCCAGUGGUGGUCAACACCGACAGUGUCGACACCCCCCCAUAUGUCAAUGGAACAGAAGCAGACUAUGAGUAUGAGGAAAUCACGCUGGAGCGGGGUAACUCAGGUCUGGGGUUCAGUAUUGCUGGAGGGACCGAUAACCCUCACAUCGGAGAAGACCCCUCUAUCUUCAUCACCAAGAUUAUACCUGGAGGGGCCGCAGCCCAGAAUGGACGACUCAGGGUGAAUGACUGUAUAGUCCGUGUAAAUGAGGCAGACGUCAGGGAGGUGACCCACAGCGGGGCUGUGGAGGCGCUGAAGGAGGCGGGAGGUCUGGUGAGACUAUGCAUACGGCGCCGGAGGAGCCUCACUGAGAGAAUCAUGGAUAUCAAGCUGGUCAAAGGGCCCAAAGGUUUAGGAUUCAGUAUAGCAGGUGGAGUUGGGAACCAACACGUCCCGGGCGACAACAGUAUCUACGUGACAAAGAUCAUCGAGGGAGGGGCUGCACACAAAGACGGACGGCUACAGAUAGGGGACAAACUUGUAGCUGUCAACGCCUCCUGUUUGGAGGAGGUCACCCAUGAGGAGGCAGUGGCUGCCCUGAAGUCGACUCCCGACGUUGUUUACCUCCGUGUGGCCAAACACACCUCCCUUUUUAUCAAUGACAACUUCCCUCCACCUGACGUCACUAAUUCGUACUCCCCUCACCAAGACAACCAUAUAAGCCCCUACAUGAGCGGCAGCCAAUCUGUUAGCCCCGCCCCAUUGACCACACCCAGAUACUCACCACUGCCCAGGGCCAUGACGGGAGACGACGACAUCCCAAGGGAACCCAGGCGGGUGGUGCUCCAGCGGGGGUCCACAGGUCUUGGUUUCAACAUAGUUGGAGGGGAGGAUGGAGAAGGCAUCUUUAUCUCCUUCAUUCUUGCUGGAGGUCCAGCUGACCUCUGUGGGGAGCUACGAAAGGGAGACCGCAUCUUGUCGGUGAACGGUGUGGACCUGUCCACUGCAACACAUGAGCAGGCAGCCGCUGCUCUGAAGAACGCAGGACAGACUGUUACCAUAGUAGCACAGUACAGACCGGAGGAGUACAGUCGUUUCGAGGCGAAGAUCCAUGACCUGAGGGAACAGAUGAUGACCAGCAGUGUCAGUUCCAGCUCCACAUCACUCCGCUCCACACAGAAGCGCACACUUUACGUCAGAGCGUUGUUCGACUACGACGGAAGUACGUCAGAUCUGACCACGCCCAAUCAGGCUCUGCCAUUUCAUUUUGGGGAUAUCCUCCAUGUUAGCAGCGCUGGAGAAGAGGAGUGGUGGCCCGCCCGCCACCUCAGCCCCCCGCCUCCGGACUGCCCUGAAGUCGGAGUCAUCCCCAGCCGCAGGAGGGCAGAGAAGAAGGAAAGAUCGAGGUUAAAGACGGUCAGAGUGACAAGGUCUCAGGACAGAUCGGAUCAGGAUGAUAAAGAGCUGGUAACCUCUGGCACCAGCGAUAGUGAGAGUUGUUCCUCUGGCCAGGAGGAGACUCUCCUCACCUACCAACCUGUCAUGCAGCAGGAAGUUAAUUACACGCGGCCAGUCAUCGUGCUUGGACCAAUGAAAGAUCGAGUCAACGAUGACCUCAUCUCCGAGUUCCCUGACAAGUUUGGCUCCUGCGUCCCUCACACUACGCGGCCGCGGCGAGACUACGAGGUGGACGGCAGGGAUUACCACUUCAUGUCCUCCAGAGAGCUCAUGGAGCGAGAGAUCCAGGAGCACAAGUUCAUCGAGGCUGGACAGUACAACAACCAUCUGUAUGGAACCAGCAUACAGUCUGUCAAAGAAGUCGCUGAGAAGGGUAAACACUGUAUUCUGGAUGUAUCAGGGAACGCCAUAAAGCGUCUCCAGCUGGCGGGCCUCCAUCCCAUCGCUAUCUUCAUUAGACCACGCAACGUCGACAACAUCCUAGAGAUGAACAAGCGUUUCACCGAGGAGCAGGCGAGGAAGACCUUUGACAGAGCUGUCAAACUGGAGCAGGAGUUCACAGAGUACUUCACCGCUGUAGUCCAGGGCUCAACUCUAGAGGAGGUGUACACGCAGGUGAAGCAGGUGAUCGAGGAGCAGUCCGGUCCUUACAUCUGGGUGCCCACCAAGGAGCGGCUCUGAAUAAACACACACAUGUUCACACACAUCACUCUCUCAACACCUCCUACUUCUCUAAUUUUCUAUUAUCAGCCUGCGUCCUCUCUCUCUUUCUCUCUCUCUUACACACACACACACAUCACUACAGUCCACACACACAUUUACACAAGCACAUGAAGUCAGAUGAGGCUGGGACUAUCUGGGACUGCUGCUUCCUGAUUUGGGAGGAGCUAUAGUCUGUCCAGCAGCCUAUUGGUGGAUCUUCCUACAGCUUGGUUCCUUAAUGUUUAAGGAGGUGGUUCAAAUCAAGGCGACAUGUACCAUUAUCUGAUUUUAUUUCAUUAUUGUUCUUCUUAUUGUUGUUGUCGUUGUUGUUUUCAUAUUAACGAAGGGUAAUGCAUUCAUGUAUGGGUUUGUAAUGAUAAUAUUGUCACCAAGAGGCAGACUUUUGCACGCUGUAGCUUUAAGAGCAUGUUUUUGGGACAAAAUUUUGAUCUCCUUCCCGUCUGUCUGUCUGUCUUCCCUCAUGGCAUCGCUCCUGUUUAGAGCUUCUCUCUCUCUCUCUCUCUCUCUCUCUCUCUCUCUCUCUCUCUCUCUCUCUCUCAUCUUCUUUCUAUCUUUCUCUCACAUCCUGUCCCUCCUUCCUCCUUUCCUCUUCAGACUUCAGAUAUGAGGUAUGCCCCGGCGUUUUGGUAUCAAGGGCCAAAAUAAAACUAUAGUACAACUACUGUUUAGAGAAGUAGCAAGAGAAUAAUCAUAAGGCACUAAACCACCAGACACUUAACUGUUGAUACUUAUCAUAAGAACCAGAAACUCUGAAUCAAAGCUUGAAUAGAAGCGUUAGAUUUAUUUAAACUAGAUAAAGUAUGGAGUACUAUCCUGCAAUUUUGCUCUUGAAGGGCCAUACACACAUUAAAAAAAAAACAAAAAAGGCCUCACAAUAGUUUUAGAGUCCAUUUAGAGGCCUGGGCUCGUAUUUAUCAAAUAUCUGAGAAUUAUUCGUCAUAGACUCAAAAAAGUUAUUCACUAAAAGUGAGGAAAGCUGCAUUUAUCUCACAUCUAACUCCUAUUUGUAGUGAAGUGUAGUUAUAACCUUCAACAACAGCCUCCAUGUGAUCCUGUGAAUAAUUACAUGCUCAAAGUAGGAACAGCCAAUCAGAGACAAGGACUUAUGGAACAUCUGCCCUCCUUACUGUCUUUAAAAAUGAAUAUAUUUCACGCAGCGAUUUCUAGAAAAAAAAAAAACAUUACAUUUGUUCCUCAAAUAGAAAUGAACAUGUGAAAUGAACAUCAAUCUAAAAUAACUCAUACAAAUAGAAUCAAAUAAUGGGAAAGAGGACAAAACAGAAAAGAAAAGUGAAGCAUGAAAUGAAUUCUGCUGCUAGUACAUGAGGUACACCAGAGUGAACAGAUACUAAGGGUCAUCAUGCCACAUUUAGAUUGUUUGAUAGCCUGAUGUUGAAGAAAGCAAAUAAAAUACACUCAAAUCACAUGUCAGUAAUUGUUAGGUUUACCCUAUUCGGACUUAGAAUCACUGCUUCAGCUAUGAACAAACACGCAGUAAUUUCUGCCACUUGGAGUCUGUUUCAAAACAACCAAAACAAAAAACAUAGCUUGAUGUCACAAAGUAGCGUGGGAUUGUGGGAGUUGUUGUCUUCAUUGUUCAAACAACCUCCAUCACUGAUAAAAAUCUAUUUGACGUAAAAUGUUUGUAGAUGCUGAAAAUGCUUAAAAGGCUUGUUUAGUCACAUGCCGACCUCUUUCCAAUCCCUAGCUCCAUUCACACUGCCGUUUGCAUGUGGGGAUCCUGCGAUCCUCCAAUUCUCCGCCUCCUCCUCUGUGUGAAAGUUUCAGACACGGCGAGGGGUGAAACCUCUCUCCGCCGCUGAUCUGCUUCUUGAGGUAGUAACAGGGCCGUAUUAUUGGUGAACCGAACCAGUGUGAAUGGAUAAGCCGGGGGCGCGGAGCGGGGAUGUGUCGGUCGUACAGACUGAUAACUGACUCAACUUAAUAAAGAGAAAUUUCCCACAAAGCAGCAUUACAGGACCAAACAACAGUAAUGUAUUGACUGUAACUGUCUUUGGCAACUUAUAUGAGGAAAAAAAUACUGCAGAUAUAAGUGGAGAAGCGCCUGUCCUCCCGCCCGUCCUACCAACUAUUUGUCACAUUUCUGCCUGAAAAACAGCGUCUGUCACAAGCAAAAAACUUCCAGCAUCCAUAUGAUUAUAAACCGUCCGCGGGUUUAUAUUGACAAGGGGACACCUGGGAAACACCUUGAAAACACACUGACGUCAUCAUCAUAACAUGUACCAUCAGGUCUCUUUAAGAGCCGCAGCGCCGGCUUUCUGUGUGAAUUACACAGCGGUUCAUCUUUAAGGCGGAGAUGCUUCGCUCCGUGUGAAUCACUCUGUGUGAAAAUUGGUGAACCACCGCUCCAGAGAUAAUGACGCUGUGUAAAAAGGGCUGCUGACCUCUCUGAAAGUUUAAGCAACAGGAGACCAAAUGAAAUGCUCCUGCCUUGAGUAAAAUCACAGAUUCAUCUUAAACAUUGUUGGAAACAUUUGGGAUAAUGUAAGUACACAACUCAACAAAUUCUAUUUUUAAAAAGAUCAAGUUGUUUGUAGAGGACAUCUGGUUGAUAAAUACGGGCCCAGAGUCUCUGUCCUACAAGUUUUUCUCUGCCUCCCCUCCUCAUCCUCCUCCUCUCUGUCUCAUGCCUUCAUCCCACGCCUCCUCUCCUCCACAUUCACAGUGUGACAUUAGUUGAGCACUCCGACUUUAAACAGUGUAUCAUCUUCAUCAACAUAAUCAUAAUCAUCAGCAUCAUCUUUAGAGCUUUCCUUCUUACUGUAGUUGCACUAAUGAGGGCUGGUUUCUUAAAAGCAUCUGACAGAACUGAUACCAUCCCCGUGUUUCUGGUGUUCGGAUGUGUGAUACACUCACUUUUCUUUCAGCUGUCGGGGGUGAUUAUGCUCAUUUGGCAGAGGGAGCGAUUGGUUUUUGCGGUCAUCUCAUUCUGCUGUAUGUCAUGCUACUGAUGCGUAGCAAAAGAAAUCAGCGACAUGUUUUUUUUUCAUGCUGGAUUUAUGAACUUUCUGCUCCAGUGUGCAUUAAUUACACCUGAAACUGGCUCAGUUUGUGACCUCAGUGCUCCAUAUGUUGCUCUAAAUGUUGCUCCACAGUUACAGGCACAUGGUGGGCAAUGAAAAGUGUUGCUUUCAUCUGUUAUUCAGAAAAAAGGUUCUGUCUUCACAGGUAUUUUUCAUGAUCUUGCAGAUGUCGACAGUUUGCUCACAAAGAUAAAAUGUUCUAGCAUGUUCACAGCCGUCCAGUGGACCUGCACACAGGACUAGAAAGUACCCUGUGGAGUUUUUCGCCACUGUUUUGAGAACACGCUUUGAAAUGUAGUCCACUUCCAAAACAAAGUUUCAUUUUGGGCACUGUUGUCUGCUUUAUAGGUGCUAAAAACAAAUACGUAGCCUAUCGUUGCUGGUUUUGUCAGUCACGUGACCCUCGCUUUGCACUAAGGUUCUCCGAAGUAUCAACACUUAAGUACUUUUCAGUACCAUGUAUUUCUUCAGAUUGUUUGCUGCUUGAAGAGAAACUAACUCGCUUCACAACAGGUGAACACAAGUCGCAGAAUGUGUUAAACUUAACUUACACUGAACACAAAAAACGAAGACCUAUGUUGUACAGUAUAAAGCGCGGGCCUGGGUCGACACCAAGCCUUUUUCUCCAAUUAACACGUGGUGCUAAAUAUUUGUCUUAGUUUUUGUAAGUGCUGUGAAGAAAUGUUUGUGGGCAUUGUGUCUGAAGUGGGUCCCUCUUUGUAUCAUGCACGAGCAGGUGGACACCCACAGGCAGCAUCAUUAAAGGUGCAAAAUGUAAGCCAGUCAAAUUUAGAAAACACAGGGGCUGCAUAUCGCUGGAGUAACUGCUAACUGCUGCUAACUGUAGCUGCUGUUAGCUGAGUUAGCUGUGCAGCUAAUAAUCCAGGCUGGGAGUUUGGAGUGUUUGUGUUUACACUGCUAGCACAGGAUUUUUAGACAAGGACCGGUCCUUACUAGCUGCUUAGCUAGUUACCUUCAGUGUCUUUGUAACACAAUUAGAGGCUAGCUGACAUAAUGUCUGCACUGUGGUUCACAUUCAAGCGAUCAGUUUAAGUUGAUUUUUGAAUGUUUUCAACAGAAACUCUUGCAUAUUGCAUCUUUAACAUCAUGCCAUGACUUUUACGCUAUAUUGCUGACUGAUCAACAUUUCGGGCGAGAUCAGCUGUGAAUGUAACUUUUGAUUGUUUACACACACAAAAAAAAACUGUCAGUGUUUGGAACUACACUGUUGAAAUGCGCAUUUAGCUUUGGGCAAAAUAAUUUAAGAAAGUAGGCGUGUUAGAUCAUGAAAAUACCUUUGAAGACACAAUCCACUGCUGGUUAACAGGGAAAGAAAUAAUUUAUCUUGUCCCUCAAAACAACUAUAAUCAAUAUUUUUAUAAUUGCAGUGUAUCAAUGACAAUGUGAAAAUGAUGUGACAAUGUGAAAGGGGUUGCUUGUAUAGAGAAUCUGAAUCUGCAGCUCCCCUCUGCUUUGCUUUACAGCAAAUUUUAGAGAAUUGUUUGGCUGUCUGGCUGCAACUUUACUGUUUUUGUUCGCUGUCAUCGCUCUCAUAGUGAAAAAGCUCUAAAAACCCACUGCUAGCUGGUGCACAGAGUCAACCAUUUAGCAGGUGAAGAGCCAGAUAUUUUCCUCAGGAGUUGGUGGAGACCAAAGAUGGAGCUAAAAGAGAUUGAUGUCACAAAUGAUGCUAUCCUGAGAGUCUAGGCUGUCAACAUUUGGAUUACAGAGAUGCUUUUGGUAACACAGCCCUUCGAUGGACCUUGUCAGCCAUCCACUCCCCAUCAUCACCCUCAACCCCCGAGGCAACUCCUCCAAGCUGACUGGAGACCAGAGACACACAGGGGCACCAUUCUGUCAACAGAGUAGCUCUUUGACCCCAAUAUUCAAUAGUUUUGACCACCUGUGUUUUGAGAGCUUUAAUAUUUCCUCACAGAAUGUUCAGCUAAAUUAUUUCUUUCCAUGUGUAAUCCUGUAGUAAGCCAGUGGUGUCGUCAGUUGACAGAACAGGACUCUCUGUGUGACUCUGGCUGUGUUAAAGCCAGGGGACCAUGCCACUGUCUGUUAGAGUAAAGCACCGAUGCAAAGAAUCUAUUACAGAGAUGGAUCUAUAUCUAACAUAUUAUAAUAUUUAUCCCUGCUCUAACUGCCUAUUUUGGUACAAAAAAAAAUAAAAGUCUUUAUUGAGAUUUACUCGAGGAUC
Messenger RNA from Acanthopagrus latus (yellowfin seabream), 9641 nucleotides. RefSeq names its product discs large homolog 1-like protein. The coding region runs from base 477 to 4352 and encodes 1291 amino acids. Gene Ontology annotation, molecular function: kinase binding. Gene Ontology annotation, biological process: chemical synaptic transmission; neurotransmitter receptor localization to postsynaptic specialization membrane. Gene Ontology annotation, cellular component: postsynaptic density membrane; neuron projection; neuromuscular junction. The transcript is spliced from 26 exons. The record is from RefSeq and is a predicted model, not a curated record. Lineage: Eukaryota; Metazoa; Chordata; Actinopteri; Spariformes; Sparidae.